AUGUCUCUGUGGUUGGAACGCUGCCUGACGGGCUACUUCCAGCUCAUGGGCCUGACCUGCGGCUGGAGCGGCUCCCGCCUGGGUCGACUGCUGGGCAGCAGUUGGCUGCUCCUCAUAAUGAUCGAGCUGGCGGGACAAAUUCGGAGUUACUUCAAGGGAGAAUUUGGGGACGAGCAUGUCACACCAGGCACUUCGUUCCUGUUCGCCAAUACGGUCCAGGGCGUCAGUGUGGGCUACAAACUGGUUCAUGCACUGAUCGCUGGCAUGGCCCUGGUCGAGUGUCAGCGUAAUCGCCGCCUGUUGGAGCAACUGCCUCCGGUUAGGAUCACACCGUUCAUAUACAGGCAACUGGCCGUGGAACUACUGCUGAAUGGCUACAUUGUGGGUGUAAAUAUCUGUUUGUGCUGGAACCGCCUGGAACUGCUACUCGAGUGCCUGCGGGUGGUGUACAGCAACCAGGCGGUACGUGCUCGUUAUCUGCAAAUGCUACUCCUGGUGGAUCGCCUGGACUUUCAGCUGGAGCAGUUGCUUAAAAAAAUGGCCGGCAGAGGACGACCCCUGGACUAUCAAUCGCUGAGAUGCGACUAUGCUCAUUGGGCCAAGGUGACGCGAUCGCUGUCCCAGCUCUAUGGCCUCUCGCUCCUCCUGCUGAAUGUCCUGUGUCUGGGCGACUGCCUCAUAGCUUGCAACGUUUACUUUAUGGUGGAAUAUAUUGAGGUAAUUUCCGCCAGUUGGUAUGUCUUUGCCCAGGCCGUGUACAUUGUUCUGCCAACGCUGGUCAAGAUCUGGACCCUGUGUGCUGCCUGCCAGCGAUGUGUGGAAAAGGCCAAGUACCUGCAGGCACAGCUUAAGGAUCGACCUGGACAAUCGCCAGCGGAAAGAAGUCAGAUCGAGGAGUUUGUCCUGCAAAUUAUGCAGGAUCCCAUCUAUUUUGAUGUCUGUGGAAUAUAUCAACUCAACCUGCAAUCCUUGGCUGGGAUGUUCUUCUUUAUUUUGGAGGCCCUGGUAAUAUUCCUGCAGUUUGUGUCCCUUGUAGGACCGAGCCAAAGCAUGGACUAA
Molecule: messenger RNA, 1059 nt
Organism: Drosophila kikkawai
Lineage: Eukaryota; Metazoa; Arthropoda; Insecta; Diptera; Drosophilidae
Gene: Gr9a
Product: Gustatory receptor 9a
Biological process (GO): male courtship behavior; sensory perception of taste; chemosensory behavior
Cellular component (GO): axon; neuronal cell body; dendrite
Source: RefSeq, a predicted model, not a curated record